Lineus longissimus is the source of this 1390-nucleotide messenger RNA. RefSeq lists its product as uncharacterized. Bases 375 to 1340 code for a protein of 321 amino acids. The transcript is spliced from 4 exons. NCBI's taxonomy places the organism in Eukaryota, Metazoa, Nemertea, Pilidiophora, Heteronemertea, Lineidae. The record is from RefSeq and is a predicted model, not a curated record.
UGCCGACCAUGAUCAACCUGUGAAGUCAGCAGUCAGUUUCUUUUGGGGAACAGUCAUGACUAGAUGAUUCUGGCUUUAGGUUUGGAUCAAUGGGUGAAAUAAAUAAAAACUAGCAAAUGCUUUUACUUAAAGACCUAUGAUUAUACAACAAAACUAUUAUUGAGUUUAAACUAGAUUACUAACUCAACAUGUUGCAAUACCUCGUUCAUUAAAAGAAUACUCCUAUACAUAUUUUUUUGAUUGUUUUGUAAGUGACAAAUCAACGUCUGCUAUAAAACAAAAAGCCAACGAGAGCCUUCGGAAAUCCUCGGUAAUCAUCGGCCUGUGACGUAUGGUCAGGAAUCUACCUGGCCGACUGCCAUUGUUUUUGGUGAAUGUGUACACGGCCACAAUACAUGCAAUAUAGGCCUACAUAUGAUACAUUAUUUGUGUUGUCUUUCGAUUUGUGCCGUGAUAUUUUGGACAAAAUGCCAGAUCGUUGUGUUGCUGGUGGAUGCAACAAUGUUGCAGACAAAAGAAAGGGGAUUAUGAUUCACCGUUUUCCCAAGGAUGAACGAAUUCGGGCACAGUGGGUGCGUUUUGUUGCAUUUAAAAGGAAGAACUUUUCAGCAACGAAACACUCUGUGCUCUGCUCUGGCCAUUUCAACAGGGAUUGUUAUUUUCCCAAAAGUACGCUUGUGACUGACGAUAGUCAAGAAGCUGGAUAUCGUACAGUAAGUGUAUGGAUGAAAAGUGAUGAUGCCGUGCCAACAGUUUUUGAUUCCGCCCAGACAAACAAAGCUUGUGGGCCUCCACCGCCACCAAACACAGAAGAACCAAAUUUGGUACCUCCUCCGACUGGUUUGGCAAGGUCUGGCAGGAAAUCACAGUAUAGAGAACGAAAAGAGAGAAUGAGUAUUGUUCAAACCGCAAUUAAGGGGUAUAACGAUCUUGUCUGCAUCCCUGACGACAAUGAUGAAAUUCAGCCAUCAGACCAGGAACACCAACCUGAACAAAUUCAAAUGGUUCUGAAGAAGCUUGUCCGCACCAAAGUUCAAAUUGAAAGUUUUGCCCCAGUUCAAUUCAGGAAUGUGAGUUGCCAGGUGUCGCCAGAUGCAAAUAAUAUGGGGUGCCAGACAAAGACGUACUUCAGAUCAGAAUCGGUGCAGUGUACGCUUAUUGGUGACCAGUUCGUCCACAUCCCUGCUGAUCUACCAACUCAAACUGACACCAGCAGCAGUGCAGAAGCCACACCCAUGCCUUUAACCCAUCCUCCAGAACCAAUUCCCACCACUCCACCUCCCACACCAAGUAGCCCGACUGUACCAUUGUCAUCAACACCGAAUCCAAAGAGGAAAUGAAAUGAAAGUUUCACUGAUGCUGAUUUGGACCAGUCCUUUUCUUUCAUUGA